Molecule: messenger RNA, 1041 nt
Organism: Trichophyton rubrum CBS 118892
Lineage: Eukaryota; Fungi; Ascomycota; Eurotiomycetes; Onygenales; Arthrodermataceae
Exons: 3
Coding region: 1-1041 (346 amino acids)
Source: RefSeq, a predicted model, not a curated record
AUGGCACACAAGCCCGAGCAAAAGGAGGGCUCUUCCUCUGACUCCUCGAACAUACUCUCUCCCCAGACCCGGCCAACCGAGCGUUCAUCUAGCCCUGGUGGCGCUUGUCCUCCUUUUUGGGCUCCUGGAGAUCGACCUGGCUACAAGGGCGUCCUGGACCGGCACAGGCGAAAGAUGCGUCUAUUUAGAAGCAUACGUCUGGACGCGAAGCAGUUGCGGCACGUCCUCACGUUCAUGCAACACAACUAUAUCCCCGAGGGGGUCGAGUGGACGUCUGAUAUCCUCUUUGCUUACGUUCCCAGGACCUUCGAGGGCGCAACCACCACAGAAAUUAUUGCCGGCCAAGCACUUUUUCAUGCCAUCACCCCUUCUCUCGAUGCUAUAUUCCAAACCACUCAUAGUAAUGUCUUGGCACUGAACAAGUCUCCACGAUAUAUUGUGUUUGAGUUCUUUUGGAACGGUAGCCCGCCAGUCGUACCUAUUGAAUUGCAGGACCUGCCUAGCAUCAAAUUAACCCAUGAAGAACCAGAGGAGAUCUACCCGGAUGCAGUUGAAGCGGGAUGGCUUGGCGAGCGCCGGUUGGUCCUCGUCACAGCUGGCCACAUAGUCGACAGUGCCGAUUUGAUCCAGGUACAAGACGAAGAACAAGAUAAUAAUACUUACAAGUCGCAGGUCGUACCAGAGUUCGAGCGGAUCGGGGGGAUUCCCUUAUAUAGGAGAGGGGAACCUAUUAACCCCCUUCUAGCAUCACUUAACGAGACAUGUCUCCUCGAGACCGACCAGAUAUCUCGUUCCGCGUUACGGCGAGUGGGUGACCAUGUCGAUUGCAAUCGCUUCAACCCCGACUCUUCUAUUAACUACACCGACGCUACUUCCUUGUCCGCCUUCGACCCGAAGCUAGGCGAUAUUGACCGUCUCAGACACCUUCUGCUUGAAGGGGGGCCAAUCCGGGCCUUCAAGUGCGGUGCUACGUCGCGUUAUACGACGGGAUUUCUGUGCCAGGUCAAAAGGAUAAGCAUGAAGAGAACUUGUAUCGGUUAA